CUGCUCGCUUUUUCCCUCAACGCAAAGCAGUGUUCGCCGUCAGCUUCGGAAGGCCGCCCGGACGGCGGAGUGGACGCCGACGUGGACAUCGCAGCAGGCACGGAAGAAGACACGUUUUGGUCACGCGAGAGCGGGGAAACGGCGCUGAGCGACGACGGGCAGCUGCUUGGAGUGCAGCGCAUAGCCGAGGGACAGCUGGUCGAAAACGACGGAGGCUGCGGUGCCGGUGGCUGGUCCGGCGACAUGAUGAUGUCUUCUAGCCUUGGAAGCACUUGUGCCCUAUACUGGCUGUGUUUCUUCGAAAUUCACUACCCUUCGUUUCUGCCUUGGAACAACUCACGCGACCUCAAAGACGAACCGACCAAUUCGUACCUCAGCAUCGCGUCGCUUCGUUAUGCCCUGAGCAAAACCGUAUCGAUUUUUGGAACCCGACCGACCCGUAGAUGGAUCUUCAUCGGACGGUUGAACGGAGGGACGGACAGAGAGAGCGCCUCGAUGCCGCACACGCGCGCAAUCAAUAACGCAUUCGCCGGUACAGUGGUCGACGUACCUCCGGAUGCCGCAUCAGGUCACUGUCCAUCGUUGGCCAUUAAAUCUGGUGAUUUAACCCAGUGGUAUUAA
Molecule: messenger RNA, 621 nt
Organism: Soboliphyme baturini
Lineage: Eukaryota; Metazoa; Nematoda; Enoplea; Dioctophymatida; Soboliphymatidae
Source: the annotation of a GenBank genome assembly